Zingiber officinale is the source of this 498-nucleotide messenger RNA. RefSeq names its product putative protein TPRXL. Lineage: Eukaryota; Viridiplantae; Streptophyta; Magnoliopsida; Zingiberales; Zingiberaceae. The record is from RefSeq and is a predicted model, not a curated record. The transcript has 3 exons. Bases 1 to 498 code for a protein of 165 amino acids.
AUGGGAUUGAGAUCGACAUUAGAAGAAUGCAUCCUGCAACCCUCGCUUGUUGGUAAUUACGUGACCGCUCCCGCACCACCCCCCUCUAUUUCCCCCUCGGCACCAUCCCCUCCGGUCGCAUCUUCUUCUGGUCCUAUGCCUUCUACCUCUUCCACUUCAUCCACCUCCUCCGCACCUUCAUCAACAUCCUCCGUCGAUGCUACUGCUCCCUCGCCAUCAUGUUCUUCCACUCCGUCUCCUUUAAGAAUUAGGGAAAAAGAGGCGUCCAGGGAAUCAGGGAAAAAGAGAAGGGACUGGGAAGUGGCAGGUGGCGGCUCACUCUUUGGCAGUGACCACAGCAAUGAAAAUGGCAAGAACAACAGCGAUUCAAGGUGUCAUGACCAUGGCGUUGUUAAAAGCAGUCAUCUUUUCAGAUUCACUUCGGACUUCCUAUACUACGCGGAAGUCGUCGCUCCAACAGCGGGGAAUGACGGGGAGCAAGCAGUCGGUGUCAUUUAA